This is a messenger RNA of Sinocyclocheilus rhinocerous, 1958 nucleotides long. RefSeq names its product PGAM family member 5, serine/threonine protein phosphatase, mitochondrial (gene pgam5). The record is from RefSeq and is a predicted model, not a curated record. The coding region runs from base 23 to 892 and encodes 289 amino acids. Gene Ontology annotation, molecular function: protein serine/threonine phosphatase activity. Gene Ontology annotation, biological process: peptidyl-threonine dephosphorylation; positive regulation of mitochondrial fission. The transcript is spliced from 6 exons. Gene Ontology annotation, cellular component: mitochondrion. NCBI's taxonomy places the organism in Eukaryota, Metazoa, Chordata, Actinopteri, Cypriniformes, Cyprinidae.
GUUGACUCCGGUCUUUUGAGUCAUGUCGUUUCGGAGAGCGAUCAGUCUCGCGUGCGGGAUCGCUGGCGGAUCCGCGGUGCUCGUGUGCGCGGCGGUCGCUGCAGAUAAGCACGGGUACUUCGGAGAACGAUGCCGGUUGAGAGAGACCCUGGCUGCCGUGCACGCAGCGCAGCCUCCGGCGUGGCCCACUGCGAACGGAUGGGAUUGCAAUUGGGACAAACGUGACCCCUCGUCUAUGGUGAAUGGGACGAGAAAGGAGAGUGCUGGUGACAGUGGAAGUCCAGAAGCGGAGAACAACAAACCCAAAGCCACACGCCACAUUUUCCUGAUCAGACACUCUCAGUACAACCUCAAGGGGGAUGGAGAUAAAGAGAGGAUCCUGACGCCUUUAGGACGUGAACAGGCUGAGUGUACAGGACAGAGAUUAGCAGUACUUGGACUGAAGUACGACGUUCUCAUCCACUCCUCCAUGACUAGAGCUGCAGAAACAGCCAACAUCAUCAGCAAAUACCUGCCAGGUGUGGAGCUUGUAAGCUGUGAUUUACUGCGAGAGGGUGCACCCAUAGAGCCCGUCCCACCGGUCACGCACUGGAAACCUGAGGCAGCGCAGUACCACGAGGACGGCGCACGGAUCGAGGCAGCGUUCCGCCGCUACAUCCACCGAGCUGACCCCAAGCAGAAGGAGGACAGCUACGAGAUUAUCGUCUGUCAUGCUAAUGUCAUCCGCUAUUUUGUGUGCAGGGCUCUGCAGUUUCCUCCAGAGGGCUGGCUGAGGAUGGGCCUGAACAACGGCAGCAUCACCUGGCUGACGGUUCGGCCCAGCGGCCGAGUGGCUCUCAGAGCGCUGGGAGACUCGGGCUUCAUGCCUCCAGAUAAACUCACCCGGACAUGACGUUCUCAAGCUAGACCAUCAUGCCUCAUUACAGCCUAGAACCGAAGGAUCAUUGAGAUGGACAGAUAUUAAGAGUUGCAAAGGGUCGAAAAAUUUCCUUAAAUGUUCUCCUGAAAAUUUUCUGAAAUGCCUUUUUAGAUGCACAAAAAAAAAAAUGGAAUGUGAUUUAAUAUUCACCAACUCCUCUUGCUUGUUUAAUAAUAAUCUUACAUAGCUGCAAUUUAAGAGAAGAUUUCUGUGAAAAAUUUCAUUUGCAACUCUACAAUCUGUUGCUGUGGUGAUCAGUUACUCCACAAGUGUCUUGAGUGUAAUAAUUUUGUAUUUUUAAAUCAAGCAAGUUAAGAAUUAUUGAUAUUUCUUCAAUUAGACACUCUUGUGCCAAUGCUUUGUCUGAUCUAUAACAGCCAUGGAAAGGUGGAAUUAACCAGCAAGUGUACUUUUUUCUUUUUCCAGCAGCAUUAUGCAAACUCUGGAGGCCUUGUUGAGGCAGUUGGUGUGUAUUUGCACUGUUCACAUGGAAUUGUUUAUUAUUGUUUUAAAGCAAAGUGUGAGUUUGCUAAAAAGGUGAGAAUCUUGCCAUUGGAAGGUCUAGGAUGACUCUUGUGUUAAUGUUUGUGUGUUGUUUAUGGCAGUAAAAAAUUAAAUCAUUGAGUUUAGUAAUAUCAUUCAGAUAAUGGAUUUAAAAAAAAUGUCCAGGUCAUAUUUUACCUGAAAAGAAAAAAAUAAAUACAAUAAUACUACUACUAAAAAAAGGCAUAUGAUUAGGACAUCAUGCCUAUUUUAGGACCAUAAAUAAUUUUAGCAUUGUGACUUCUGUGCCAAAAAAGGCACUUUUUAAACAAAUAUUAAUGUAAAUAAAAAAAAAAAAAUCCUAAUUGGACACUUUUUUUUUCUUUUAUGCAAAAUCUAACUUUUUUUUAUUUUGGUGAAAUAUGGCCCAGACAUUUCUUGGCUGUUUCUAUGUUUAGAUACACUAUUGUGUGGAAGUGUGGGGUGACUAAGAUUAUUUUAAAGAAAUAAUAAAAAGACCUUAUUGUUUACAAAUAAAAUAAUAGGACAAAUCAGA